Molecule: messenger RNA, 1901 nt
Organism: Carcharodon carcharias (great white shark)
Lineage: Eukaryota; Metazoa; Chordata; Chondrichthyes; Lamniformes; Lamnidae
Product: acid sphingomyelinase-like phosphodiesterase 3b
Exons: 8
Coding region: 226-1590 (454 amino acids)
Biological process (GO): sphingomyelin catabolic process
Molecular function (GO): sphingomyelin phosphodiesterase activity
Source: RefSeq, a predicted model, not a curated record
CAGCUAUGAAACGAUUAAACCACUCCCCUGCUCACAAAUCUUCACACUCCAACGCCAGGGAAGCUCUCAACAACCUUUGGAGCUCACGGUCCCAGGAAAAGUUUCGCGUCCUUUCUGCGACUUUCAGUUCUUGUUGCAACCCCAUUUGUAAAUUCAAACCCAUUUUGAUUCUUGGAUCACAAGGGUCGCCCAGGGAGGAAUGCAUUAGUUACUUCCUGCUCUGUCAUGCCUCUCCUCAGUUUGUUCCUCUUUUUGGUGACCUGCGGAGCUGCCCUGUCUUCCACAGGUUAUUUCUGGCACAUCACAGAUAUGCACUGGGAUCCUGAUUACCAAGUUACUGACAAUCCAUUGGCAGUAUGCCCUUCUGCUUCGGAUCCUGUAAAGAAUCCUGGAAAAUGGGGUAAUUACCUGUGCGAUUCCCCAUGGGCUCUGAUCAAUUCAUCGAUCUAUGCCAUGAAGGAUAUCUUCCCGAAUCCCAACUUUAUAAUUUGGACAGGGGAUGACACUCCACACAUCCCCAAUGAGAAGCUCAGUGAUGAAGCAGUGCUGAGGAUGAUAGGGAAUGUGUCGCAGCUCAUACAGCAUGUGUUCCCAGAUAUCAAAGUUUACGCUGCAAUGGGAAACCAUGAUAUGCAUCCAAAGAGUCAGUUUCCUGCCACUGGCCACCUGAUUUAUAAUCGAACUGCGGAGCUGUGGGCCCAGUGGUUGGAUGCAGCAUCAAUUCCCACUUUCCAGAAAGGUGCCUUUUACACAGAGAAGCUGCUGCAUCAGAAGGGACAGCGAAUAAUCAUCCUGAAUACAAACUUCUACUACAACAGGAAUGCACUGACUGUGGAUCUGAGUGACCCCGCUGGACAGUUUCAGUGGUUUGAUGAUGUCCUCUCCAGAGCCUCAACAGCAGGCGAGAAAGUUUACAUCAUUGGGCACAUACCACCAGGAUUCUUUGAGAAGAAACGGGGAACACACUGGUUCCAAGAAAAUUUCAACAAGAGGUAUAUAGAAAUCAUCACAAAGCACAGCCAAGUGAUAGCAGGACAGUUUUUUGGACAUCAACACCGUGACAGCUUUAAAAUCUUCUAUUCCAACAAUGGUUUUCCAGUUAGUGCUAUGUUCAUUGCCCCUGCGGUGACCCCUUGGAAAACCACAUUAGCUGGCUUACAAGAUGGAUCACAAAACCCUGGGAUUCGCCUCUUUGAAUAUAAUACAGACACUCUCCAGAUCUUGGAUGUGGUGACCUAUUAUUUAAACUUAACCUUUGCUAACACCUGGGCUCCACGUUGGGAAAAAGAAUACCGCUUAACAGAAGCAUUCCAAGUACCUGAUGCCACAAUUGAAUCCAUGCAGACUGUGCUGGACAAAUUAAGCCAGGACAAGAGUCAUCUGCAGAAGUAUUAUGAAUAUAAUUCGGUCAGCUACGACUUGGGGGAAUGUAAUGAGUGGUGCCGUACUGAUCACAUUUGUGCUAUUAAAGAUGUCGAUUAUAGUAGAUACAAAAACUGCAUCAAGUCUGGGGGAUCAUCCGGAAUGAAUGAAAUGUGGUUGUUGUGGCUUUCUGUGCUAAUAUUGGCCCUGCUAUUUCGUUACAAUUGACUGCAACUUCACAUCCAUGGAAUUUUACCUGUCUAUAUGUAAAUCACAAUCUGAUAUUACUAUUGAGAGAUAAUGUUGAUAUGGUGGGACGAAGGUUCACAUGGAGCAUAACCAACCGCAUAGAUCCGUUGGGCAAGCCUGUAAAUUCUGUACUCACAUACAAGCUUCCCAUACAUAAAGUAGGUGGUGCCUUCGUGCUUUAAUACUAGGGCAAGGGUCCAGGUUCAACUCACUUGUGGAUUUUUUUGUCCUCUUUGAAUCUUGAAAGCUUAAGAAUCAAAAAAAUACAUUAAAGAUGUCUUUUCAAAAAG